UAGUAAACACUGAGGUUCGGUGAUGGCUCCUGGUGGUGUUCGUUAAACCUGGCUGUAGUGGUUCCCGCUAGACCGUCUCAUGCUGGCUUGGAGAUCUCUCGGUCCCGAUUGUGUGAUACGGUGGGUACGCUCGGGGAUUGGAGGAAGAUCGGAUCAAGUCUCCUUUCCUUUCCACGCCCCUCUAAGCGAGGCCUGCGGGCGGGGAGGCUCGUGUCUGUUCCGCGGGAUUUAAAAAUCCUGCCUCCAUUGAGCCGAACAAAGGAGCGGGAGAAACGUCCGUUCCUCUUCUCUCCUCGCACACCCGGAGAGCGAGGACCACCCCCCCUCCGUGAGUGGCAGAGCUAGCAGAAGGUGCGCACAAUGUGGAUCCAAGUCCGUACCAUAGAUGGCACUGAGACUCAUACUAUUGAUGACCUGAGCCGUCUCACCAAGAUCGAAUGCCUGCGGGAGAAGAUCCAGGAGACCUUUCGAGUGACUCCUGACCGCCAGCGCCUCUUCUACCGGGGCAAGCAGCUGGAAGAUGGACACACUUUAUUUGACUAUGAUGUUGGACUAAAUGACAUAGUUCAGCUUUUGAUACGUUCUGAAUCUGAAGCUCCCACCACUUUUUCUGUGACAAAUCAGGAUGGAGAGGUCAAUCCCUGUGCUGUUUCCAACUGUAAAAACAAAGUCAAAAGAGCAGCAAGUAGCAGAUCACCGAAUCAGCCGUCUACAUCAGCUCACUCAUUUCUUAUAGAUCCUGGCAUUGGAUUGUACAAG
Molecule: messenger RNA, 759 nt
Organism: Struthio camelus australis
Lineage: Eukaryota; Metazoa; Chordata; Aves; Struthioniformes; Struthionidae
Source: RefSeq, a predicted model, not a curated record